This is a messenger RNA of Staurois parvus, 528 nucleotides long. Lineage: Eukaryota; Metazoa; Chordata; Amphibia; Anura; Ranidae. The record is from the annotation of a GenBank genome assembly.
CGCACACUCCGCUCCUCACAAGAUCUCCUUCUCUCUAGUUCCCUGGUCUCCUCCUCCCAUGCCCGCCUCCAGGACUUCUCCAGGAUUGUAAGCUCCAAAGUCUCUGGUCAUCUCCUGUACUGUGUCCGCAGUCUAUGGUCAUCUCCUGUACUAUGUCCGCAGUCUCUGGUCAUCCCUGUACUGUGUCCGCAGUCUCUGGUCAUCCCUGUACUGUGUCCGCAGUCUCUGGUCAUCCCUGUACUGUGUCCGCAGUCUCUGGUCAUCUCCUGUACUGUGUCCGCAGUCUCUGGUCAUCUCCUGUACUGUGUCCGCAGUCUCUGGUCAUCUCCUGUACUGUGUCCGCAGUCUCUGGUCAUCUCCUGUACUGUGUCCGCAGUCUCUGGUCAUCUCCUGUACUAUGUCCGCAGUCUCUGGUCAUCUCUUGUACUGUGUCCGCAGUCUCUGGUCAUCCCCUGUACUGUGUCUGUAGUCUCUGGUCAUCUCUGUACUGUCCGCAGUCUCUGGUCAUCUCCUGUACUGUCCGCAGUC